GUGUUGCACAUAAAAGAUACACAGAUGCUAGAAUACAGGUUUACAUGUUUGGUAACCAGAUGAAACAGUCUGUUGUUCUAUUACUACACAGAAAAUUACAAAAUUGUUUUCAGCAACUAGAGAGUCCAAAAUAAAAUAGUCCAUCAAGUUCUUGUCAUAUUAAGUAAAGUAGAAUGCCUGCCUAUAACAGGAAAAUGUGAUUAGGAUUAAGCCGUGGAGGUAAAUUUGAGAUUGAAAAAUAUUUUAUAUACCUAUAUAUAGAAAACAAAUGCCCUUACCAACAAGUAAAGCAAAGCAAUUAUUGUCGCAUUUAUACACACACUAAUCCAUUUGACUGCUAAACUUCAUAAUAUGUAUACUUAAUUAUAAGAAACUUUCCAUGCCUGGAACAGAAUAUUGGCAUUUUGACUAAUAAAAACACUAUAUAAACCAGUUUGAUCAUCCUAGUCUCCACACAACCAACACUUUAAAACAGAAUCACCAGAACAAGAAUCAUGAAGAACUCUAUCAUGGGAACAGCUCUUCUGGUUUUGCUGGUUUUUGCCACUCUUACUUACUGCUUAGAUGCAAGAUUACAGGCUUGCCGGCCGAGUGGAAAAAUCAGAGGCAUAAAGCCACCUCCAGGGCAGUGUAACCCAGAAAACGACUCAGAUUGUUGCAAACAAGGCAAGACGUACACCACUUACAAAUGUUCGCCUCCAGUGACCGGUAAUACCAAAGCUGUUCUAACCCUAAAUAGCUUCCAAAAGGGUGGAGAUGGUGGUGGACCCUCCGAAUGUGAUAAUCAAUACCACUCUGAUGAUACUCCAGUUGUUGCCCUUUCAACCGGAUGGUAUAGUGGAGGAGAUAGGUGCCUCAACUAUAUCACCAUAAGUGCUAAUGGAAGAAGUGUGAAGGCUAAAGUUGUAGAUGAGUGUGACUCUACCAUGGGCUGUGAUGAUGAACACGAUUAUCAGCCUCCAUGCCCAAAUAACAUCGUUGAUGCCUCUAAAGCAGUGUGGGAAGCCUUGGGUAUACCUAAAGGUGACUGGGGAGAUUAUGACAUUACAUGGUCUGAUGCUUAGUGCAUCAUAUAUACUACUUAUUGUACCGUUCCAAUAUGAUGAUUCUGUUCAUACACACAUCACGAUUCAUGUGUAAUAUGUGGUGUAAAUAGUAAGUACUAAAUUCUCAUGUUUGUUGUUGUGAAAUUACAGUGUAAUGAAAUUCUGUCCAUGUCGACUUUUGAAAUAUAGUAAUAUCAAAGUCAUGCCAAUGAAAGACACAUGAUUCGUGAAAUCUAAACAGGACUUAGUUUAGUUGCUAACCUAAACCUACUACAAUUCGACCAAGAUCUAUCAAUGAAUCAACAAUGCCUCCACGCACUAGAAGCUUUAGUGAAUGAUGUUUACAAUCACAAUAUUGCAGCUACAGUAGGGCAACAAAAAAAAACAACAAUACAGUGAAAAUAAAUGUGUUUGAGAUACAACAAAUUCACAAAUACUCAAGACAAUAUAUCAGGUAGCAUCCUGCGGAGAGUACAUCAUAUGCAACUUCUUUAGCAUAAAUUGCAAGCUAU
Messenger RNA from Capsicum annuum, 1558 nucleotides. RefSeq names its product putative ripening-related protein 1. Bases 495 to 1064 code for a protein of 189 amino acids. The transcript has a single exon. Lineage: Eukaryota; Viridiplantae; Streptophyta; Magnoliopsida; Solanales; Solanaceae. The record is from RefSeq and is a predicted model, not a curated record.